AUGGCUCCGCCGAGCUCCGCCGCCCGUUUAAUGAAAGAAAUUAGGUAUAAUAGCGCUGAGGUUUUUCAUGCUACUUCUGAUGCUUGUCUUGAUGUUUUGUCAUCUCAGUUGGAAUUGAAAACCUUCGUCCAUCUUGAAUCUGCUGUUGUGUAUGAGGGAUCAGAAAGAUGCCUUUGGAAUAUUUGCAGAAAUCGAGGUAGUGUUGAAUUGCGAAGAAGGAUCCACAGGAACCGUUCUCCAUUGUGUAACUCACCAGAUAGACGAGAUGGUAAGGCAAGACAAACGUCUCAUGGUGCGAGACACAUCUUACCGUUGUCUUCAGUUGAGUUUGUUUUUUUAUUUUUGUUAUUCUGUUUUGCAGGAGACAGCUCUCCUGAGAAAAGGAUUGACAGAAAUGUGCGGAAGAGAACACGCUGGGAUGUCCGUGGUGAUGGGUCUAUAGAUCAAAUCGAAGAUAAAGCCAAAAUGCAAAUUGAUGAUCAGCUGAGAGAAACAUACGCUGAAAUUAGGCGACUGGAGGAUGACAAACAACGGCUGCAGAUGUACCUAGAGGACAAGGAUAAGGAAGCGAGUUCGUUAACUUUUGAAAUUCAUGAACUUGAGAUGCAACUUUCUGAAGAGAAAAAAGAGGGGAAUAGGUUUAAGACAAAAGUAAAGAAGUUCAUCGAAGCACAUAACUGUCACUUGCGAUUACAGGACGAACUAAAGAGAUCAGAGGCUCAGCUUCAGAAUUUGGUUGAGCACCUUGAUUCAGAUGUCGGGGAAGGCAGUGAAGAUGAUCCAAAUAUCAAAGCCUUGAGGGAUGAUGAGGGCCGACUGAAUUCUUCCUCACGUGUGGAAGUUCGGGAGACUUCACCUCAAGUACAAAGGCAACGAUGAGAAUGUGGACGUCUAUGGAGUAGACAAGGAGACUGUUGAAGUCGAUAUCGUUUGAUGUAUCUCCAUUCUAUGCAUUAUACCAAAUUUGGUAAGAUCUUGUACAGUGUUUAGGUUUGGUUGUUUUUUUCAUUUUACCCUUUUAUUAUUUCAUGAUCUUUGGAAAUAUAAUGUCUAGCUGCAGUGAUUUUCCGAUUCAACUCUUUUCCUUUUCUUCGCCGCCGACUGUGAUUUGAAUGGUAGAGAGUUUGAUCUUUCAGAGUGAUUUGAACAA
Messenger RNA from Salvia splendens (bonfire salvia), 1150 nucleotides. RefSeq names its product zinc finger CCCH domain-containing protein 40. The transcript is spliced from 8 exons. The record is from RefSeq and is a predicted model, not a curated record. Gene Ontology annotation, molecular function: metal ion binding. NCBI's taxonomy places the organism in Eukaryota, Viridiplantae, Streptophyta, Magnoliopsida, Lamiales, Lamiaceae. The coding region runs from base 1 to 879 and encodes 292 amino acids.